CCUAAAAUCUAUGCUGCGGGAUGAGCUUCAGUUCAAGGAGGGGAAGCUUGCAGAGCAGCUCGGGCAAGCUGAGGAGCUCAGGCAAUAUAAAGUCCUGGUUCACUCUCAGGAACGAGAGCUGAGCCUGUUAAGGGAGAAGUUGCGGGAAGGGAGAGGUGCCUCCCGCGCAUUGAAUCAGCAUCUCCAGGCCCUCCUCACUCCGGAGGAGCCGCUCAACUCUCAGGGUCGGGACCUCCGAGAACAGCUGGCCGAGGGCUGUAGGCUGGCACAGCACCUCGUCCAAAAGCUCACCGCAGGUAAAGUCUCCAUAGGACCUGAUGACCCAAAACCCCCGACUUAUGAGAGAUUCCAGACCUCCGUACUUUCACAAUGACAGUUGUAUCAGUGGUGUUUUUUUCCACUAAACAUAGGUGACCAUG
Piliocolobus tephrosceles (Ugandan red Colobus) is the source of this 419-nucleotide messenger RNA. RefSeq names its product putative neuroblastoma breakpoint family member 7. NCBI's taxonomy places the organism in Eukaryota, Metazoa, Chordata, Mammalia, Primates, Cercopithecidae. The transcript has 2 exons. The record is from RefSeq and is a predicted model, not a curated record. The coding region runs from base 11 to 373 and encodes 120 amino acids.